CCAAAAGUAGCUCAAGCCCGCAGCCCAAGCGUCUGCAAUCUAGCCAUGUCAUCUGGUGUCACUGUCGACGAUGAAGUCAUUACGCAGCUCGAGGAAUUCAAACUAAAACGCGCCCCUAACGACCACCGCUACAUCAUCUACAAGAUCGUCGACGAUACGACGAUUGUGAUCGACUCAACAGGCCCCAGAUCGGAGUCGUACGAGGAUUUGGCUAAGAAGCUGACCCAAGUCACUACUGACUGCCGAUAUGCGCUCGUGGACUACGAUGUGACCAUGAAGGACGGCCGCUCUAACAGCAAGAUGAUUUUCAUUUCAUGGUCGCCGGACACGGCCCGAAUCAAGAGCAAGAUGCUCUAUGCAUCUUCGAAGCAAGCCAUCAAGCGCGCUCUCACAGGCAUCGGCAUCUUUCUCACGGCCACCGACGCCUCGGAAUUGUCAAGCGAGUACAUCGACAACAACAUUUCAAUGUUCCUGUAGAAAGUGGUGGUAGCUUCGGUUUGAAGAGAGUAUUUCAGCUUGAUCUCUGCCAAAUAAAUGGCACGUGGUUGCUGUAAAACCUGA
This is a messenger RNA of Phytophthora nicotianae INRA-310, 561 nucleotides long. RefSeq lists its product as hypothetical. NCBI's taxonomy places the organism in Eukaryota, Oomycota, Peronosporomycetes, Peronosporales, Peronosporaceae. Gene Ontology annotation, molecular function: actin filament binding. The record is from RefSeq and is a predicted model, not a curated record. The transcript has a single exon. Bases 46 to 477 code for a protein of 143 amino acids. Gene Ontology annotation, biological process: actin filament depolymerization. Gene Ontology annotation, cellular component: actin cytoskeleton; cytoplasm.